AGGACCGAAGGAAGACUCAAACACGGCAUUAAAGCUUGCCCAGUGACUACUCCGGUGUGUGCGCGAAAUAUACCAAAGCUUGUAUUGGGGCACACACACCCACCCAACCAAUGGAACACGUAGCAGGCGAGCUCACGUGCAGCUCCAGUCAUCCUCAGCCAACUCUGCGGGCAACAUCCGCUACGAGGCUAUUGAUAUAACAAACACGGCCAGAUCAUAACUCAACGUUUAUUUACCUCAAGGGUCUUUACCUUCGAUGUUACAUUAUAAUUGUUUUUUUUCGACCAAGCUUUAUACAGAAUGCCGAACGACCCUCAGCAGUAUGGAACCCCAAUCAAGCCCAGUAAAACAAAUCAAUCCCACGAAACUUCAACCUGGCGCCGCGGGGUGUCUGCCAAAAAAGAAGGGGGCGAGGAGAACGAACUGAAGUACUCGCACUCGCGCAAUCACGUUUUGUCGCCCUCGCAGAAAGAAGAGGCCUACUGCGACGAGCACAAGAGAUUGGCGGACCUCGUCUACCUCGUGGAAAAAGCUCGCGACAUCGAGUCCAAAUCCCGGUCAAAGAAACGCCAUGACAACGGUCAGAGCUCGAAACUUCGGUCUGAUACUGGGUGCUCUAGUUCCGGGGAUCAGGUCAGGGUGGAAAAAAACCCGAAAAAACCCGACCGCAGGAUCAAUUCUUCCAGGCGGACUCGCAGCGCUGAAAGAGUCGGCUCUCAUUACACCUAUAUUGAUGCAAUGAGCAGUCUAUCGCGCGAUGUGACAGAACAUGCCUACGAGACAGUCCCCGAAAUACCAAACACCAGUGGGAAUAUGAACACAAUACACGACACCCAUUUACUUAAUCAAAACCAGAAUCAGAAUCAGAACCAAAACGCUCACAAUUAUUCCCAUCCGGUGUAUUCGAUUCCUUCGAUGACAUCACCGCCGCCCACCUAUGAUGUCGCUAUCAAUAAAUCUUGGCAGAACGGAUUGCCGCCGUCUUACGAGGAUUACCUCUGCCACAAGUACGCGAUGCUCGUCAGGUCCCACACCCCGCCGCCGCCAUGGUCAGAUUCCACCGCGACCAACGACUCCGCAAUUCCCUUCGCGAACCCCAAUGCGUUUCUACUGAAGAGCAUCGGCAGCCAGCAACCCUGCGGAGGUCUCAAUGGUACCUGCAGUCUUCACACCAAUGGCCAAAAUGACCACACGGGAUUCAGCACACGUGCUAUGAAGAAACAUGUCAAGCAGCAGAAAUUGCGCGCUAUGAGUCCAAGAUCAUUAAGCGAAAGUCGCGCCCAACAACAAAGACUCGCCACAAUGUACGAGGACGGCGCAUUCUGCAUGGAAACAACAGCCAUCCAGUCAGCAUUCGAGAACGGAGUCGCGUUCUGCAGCAUUAUGUAAAAUCUAAAUCACUACCACCGAAAAGUAAACAAAAAAAAUAAAAAAAAAAAUAAAAAAACAAAUAUUUAUAAUCCAAAAAAUAGUAAGUAAAAAAUGAUUGAAUAUUAUUCUAAGGGUACUCUGGCUGGCCCAGGCACCGUCACAUUAACAACUAUUCGUUCGGAUUAUUUUUUAUAUUAACUUUAUUUAUUACAAAGCAUACCCAGUAAUAAAAUAAUGAAAUAA
Molecule: messenger RNA, 1614 nt
Organism: Cotesia glomerata
Lineage: Eukaryota; Metazoa; Arthropoda; Insecta; Hymenoptera; Braconidae
Exons: 5
Coding region: 301-1389 (362 amino acids)
Source: RefSeq, a predicted model, not a curated record